Messenger RNA from Naegleria fowleri, 306 nucleotides. RefSeq lists its product as uncharacterized. The transcript has 2 exons. Gene Ontology annotation, biological process: regulation of mitotic cell cycle. Gene Ontology annotation, molecular function: ubiquitin binding; protein kinase binding; cyclin-dependent protein serine/threonine kinase activator activity. Gene Ontology annotation, cellular component: cyclin-dependent protein kinase holoenzyme complex; SCF ubiquitin ligase complex. The record is from RefSeq and is a predicted model, not a curated record. The coding region runs from base 1 to 306 and encodes 101 amino acids. NCBI's taxonomy places the organism in Eukaryota, Heterolobosea, Eutetramitea, Acrasida, Naegleriidae.
AUGUCCAAAGGCGAACCCGAAAUUUAUUACUCGGAAAAGUAUUAUGAUGAUGAAUUUGAAUACAGACAUGUCAUUCUUCCAGAAAAGAUGGCUGAGAUGAUUCCUACUGAUCGAUUGCUUUCGGAGCGAGAAUGGCGAGGUCUUGGAAUCACCAUGUCGAGAGGUUGGGUACAUUACGGAAAUUCACCAUCAGAACCACAUAUUCUUUUAUUUAAACGAGAGAUUCCACAAGGAACGCCAAAUCCACGUGCGCAACAAGAACAAGAAUAUAAUGAAAUGAUGAAGCAACGAAAAAACCAGAAUUAA